Messenger RNA from Gregarina niphandrodes, 6552 nucleotides. RefSeq lists its product as hypothetical. Bases 1 to 6552 code for a protein of 2183 amino acids. The record is from RefSeq and is a predicted model, not a curated record. The transcript has a single exon. Lineage: Eukaryota; Apicomplexa; Conoidasida; Eugregarinorida; Gregarinidae.
AUGGCCCCUCCACGAGGGAAGGUGGCCGAGUUUAUAUCGCGCUUUGAGCAGACAGCCUCGGCCGAGCCGUCCGCGUUACCUCUUACCUCGUCAGCACCGGAGAAAAUCAGAGCCUCGACGACAGCACCACUUUCGGCGACCAACACACCUCCGGCUCGUCUUUUGAAACCGAGUGCGACAAUCCAACCCAAGUCGGGGAACAUCCACACGGCGCCAAGCAAUCGCCCUACGACACCAAGCAAUCACCUUACACCGAUCAAAACCCCAUCCAACACCAAGUCUUCCAACUUCGGGUUCGAGACUACGGAACACAAAUAUCAAUACCUGGAACCUAAAACCCCCACACCAGAACCGAGACAUCAGAUCAACUCCGUCAGACGAUCCACCGCAAGCCUCAGCUUCCCCUCUGGCCAAGCGCCCACCCCUCCGGUCCCGGCGCCGGCCCGCUCUCAGAUUCCGGCCAACUCAUCAGGCCUUCGUGGCCCAGGCUUCGUCGCGUCGACUGUUCCCACCAAGUCGGGCAGUCUCGCGGGCAGCACAACCUUGGACGCGACACAGAAGAUCAAAAUGGCGGCCAUGGCUGCGGAAGUUGCACUCUCAAAAGUCAGGGAGGAAAUCGCACGACAGCUAUCCUCGUCAUCCUCGUCAAGGGAACCGGGGCCUUCGGAACCCGCGCCUUCGGAACCCGCGCCUUCGGAACCGGAACCGGAGCUGUUGGAACCGGGCCCUUCGGAGCCAAGCCGUUUGGAACCGGGUCCUUUGGAGCCGGGUCCUUUGGAACCAGGUCCUUUGGGACCAGGUCCUUUGGAGCCGGGCCCGUUGGACACCGUACGUGACAGCGCAGUUCCGGGACGAGGGUCGGGGGGCAAAGCUGAUGCAGCCAAGCCCCGAACGAGUCCGAAUCGGGAUUCCAAAGUCGCCCUACUAGAGGGUCCUGGCCCUCCUGAGCGCGGGGAAGAACCUGCCAAUAGUGGCCGUACUGAACCGGAUACCGGGUCCCAGCGCAGACGUUCAGCGGACGACACGCAGGUGGGCCGGCGCGUCUCGUCGUCUGGCGGCAGUAUUGGGAGCCGGUACGGGUCUUCCCCCUGGAUGCUUAACCGGAAACAAACAGACUGGGAGGACUGGGACUGGGGACGGGCCAUGGAAGAGGACGCCGCUGCAUUCCCCAGCAGCGACAUGUUCUACCCAGCGACGGAAACCGACCGACUGGCCAGCAACAACGACGGCUUCCUCGACGACCAGGAGAACUCUGGAGAUAAAAAUCCUUUGGACGUCAGGUCUCCGGAACCCAGCCCCGUUGCAGGUAGGCCCGUAGAAGGCAGGCCCGUGGACGACGGAGCGGAGUUUCGUGCGGUUCCAGGUCGGGAAAGAGCCACGACGUUCCAAGCAGAUCUUUUGCACCAAGCAGUUUCCGGAACAGGCGAUUUCAAUGGACGCAUGCCGACGGAGGUUGGGCCGACGGAGGUUGGGCUGACGGAGGUUGGGCCGACGGAGGUUGCGCCGAAGGCGGUUGGGCCGACGGAGGUUGCGCCGAAGGCGGUUGGGCCGACGGAGGUUGCGCCGAAGGCGGUUGGGCCGAAGGAGGCUGAUGUGGUACUCACGGCCGUUGAGGCAGCGUCGGCAGGGGUGUUUCUAUCGGUGCUGGAGGAAGAGUCAUUAGGUGCCGGUUCGGCAUCGUUGGUGCCGAAUACGCCUGAGUUCCCGGCGGUGCAGGCGGAAGGCGAAUUGGCUCAGGUCCAGUCGGGUGCCUCCCAGCCGAACGUGGUGGACUCGCCGUUUGCUUCGUUCGAUGAACCCCGAAUUCGGCCGAUGUCGUUUGCAGACGAACUGCCCGGCGGGUGGGCCCUCCCGCCGGAGCCAACCAAGUCAGAAGGGCUCGUUACUCACAAUGCGCCCGCGACUGGAGCUGGUCACUCGGGGGCAGUGGACCUCUCCUCCUCCUCCUCCCCUGAACCGUCCUCCUCGUCCUCGUCAGCCGACGAGCACGCAUCUCAGCUCCAGUUCUCACCCAUUAGUUUCCCACCACCUCUCUACCCCCCUUCUCCGUUUCUGGAACAUCGGCGACCGCUGACCAGAUCACAAAUUCCAGGCCAACUACGCAGGGACUCCAAGACCUCUUCGUCAUCUUCCGCGCUCUCUUCAGACCCCAGCUCUCACGGCCGACCGGCUCCGGGCUUCAAUACUUCUGGCUUCGACCUUGGCCAAGACCGUCGUGGAGACCGGCAGCGCUCAAGUCAGGACAGCCGCCAUGGACUCAGAGUCUCCUCCUCAACGAGUGAAGGGCGGUUUUGUUUGGAAGGUGUCCCGUCUGCCGAGGCCGUCACGUCCUCGGCGCUGGUCUUUCGAGACACACCGCCUACUUUUGGCACGGUCGAACUGGACGAGGAUUUGGUCCCUGAGUAUCCCCUGCAACCAGACGACCUGCCGUCAGAGGACCUAGGAACACAGGACCUUGGACCACAGGACCUGGGACCAAAUGACCUGCCGCCAGAACACCUAGGAACACAGGACCUUGGACCGCAAGACCUGGGACCAAAUGACCUGCCGCCAGAGCACCUAGGAACACAGGACCUUGGACCACAGGACCUGGGACUAAAUGACCUGCCGCCAGAGCACCUAGGAACACAGGACCUUGGACCGCAAGACCUGGGACCAAAUGACCUGCCACCAGAGGACCUAGGAACACAGGACCUUGGACCACAAGACGUGGGAUCAAAUGACCUGCCACCAGAGGACCUAGGAACACAGGACCUUGGACCGGUUUUUCUUGGAUCCGAGCACCCAGAUCCCGAGGACCUGGGGCCCGAGAACCCAGUACUUGAGGACGCAGCACUCGAGGAUCCAGCGCCUGAGGUCCCAGUACCCGAGGACUUGGUACCCCAGGGCCUGGCACCCCAAGUCCUGGUGACUGAGCACCUGGCACUCCAGGUCCAAGUGCCCGAGGUCUUGGUGCCGGAGGGCUCACGCCCACAAGACCUAGGGCCAGAGAUAAUACCCGAGGGCUUGGGACUACAAGACCGGGGACCAAAUGACCUGCCACGAGAGGACCCAGGGCCGGAGGACCUGGGGCCGGAAGACCUCAGACCAAGCGUCACGGAUGGGGUUACAAGCGAUAGAAUUCCACCUGCGAACGAAGGUCCCCUCCACGAGCCACCCUCUGAGGAGCCGUCCUCUGAGGAGCCAGAGCCAACGUCCGCGGAGACCCCUUUUGUUGAGUGUUUAAGGCACGGCACCUUAGCUCCUGAGCCUACGCCGACGGAUUCGGAGGACCGGGGGGCUGGCGCGGAAGAAGGGGCGGCAGGAACCGCGGAGGACGGGGGAAGCGACUUGCGUCUGAGUCCGGACGUAGACCGGGUGAACGAGACCGUCCCGGUCACCCAGGCGAUCCGAGUGGAGGCGGCGUCGGAGGACGAGGUUCAUCCUCUGUGUCCGUUUCCCUCUAUGGACUCGUCGGCCCAAGAGAAGGACGGCUCGUCGUUGGUCAUAUCGCCCUCGGCAUCUUCAAGCAAUCAGACUCUCUCACCCAUUACUCCCCGCUCGUCCCAGGCUGCAGCGAACCCGGAUUCGCACAUGGCUGACCCGGUCGCCCAAAGCGGCCGACCCGAGACUCCAGUAGCGGCUUCCGCGGAAGGUCUUGGUUCGAUAGGCCUAGAAACGUCGUCUCCAGAAGGGCCCAAGCCAGAAGGGCCCAGACCAGAAGGGUUCGAACCAGAAGGGUCCAAACCAGAAGGGUUCGAACCAGAAGGGUUCGAACCAGAAGGGUCCCGCCCAGACAUCGGUUCUCCAGAGACCGGCUCUGGAUCUGGCGAGUUGCCUCGAGUGCGGGCUGAAAUGGUGUCGCGCUGCUCCUCGUCUGCGCCGCCCUUGCUUGCGCUUUCCCUAUUCGGUCCCGGGCCCACGUCAAUUCCCGACUCUCUGCACCGGCCCACCGAAUCAGACCAGUCGGAUUGCCAGUCUGAUCAUCACUCAGAAUCACGUCUGUUAGAACGUAAUAAUUGGGGGCAAGAGUUUGGUCGUGAUGAUACCCAAGUGCCCUUCAACGAGGCUGAACGGAAAAUGGCGGAAGCAAAAGAGGUGGUCUCGGAAGAGCCGGACGCUAAGGAUGUGGUAUCGGAAGAGGUGAAACGGGAAGAGAUGGGAAAGACAGAAUUGAAAGACCUGGAAGCAAAAGAUCCGGAAGCGAGUGAGCCGGCAUGGGGACACGCUAUGUCGGAACAGCUGGCCUACGAACAACUUGGUGUAAUAAUCCCCGGCGACGGCGCGGACGCUGUUGCUGUUUGCGACGGCGCUGCACACAUUCCUAUGCAGGAGGCAUCUGCGGCGCCGGAGAUGUCAGUCGACGAUGCGGCGUCGAACCCACGACCUGAUGGUGGUGGAGUGCCGGGUGAUAAAGCGUUGGGCGGUGAAGCGUUGGUCGAAGGAGGGAAUGACGCGCUGUCUGCUGACGCGCAGUCUGCUGACGCGCAGUCUGCUGACGCGCGGUCUGCUGACGCGCGGUCUGCUGACGCGCAGUCUGCUGACGCGCGGUCUGCUGACGCGCAGUCUGCUGACGCGCGACCUGCUUGGCGGUGCCAUGAAGGGCCCGGAGCAGAGGCCUCUACUGAGGAGGGCGGAUCGGCAUCUCGGGACCGAGCGGUAGUUUUGGACGGAUCGGAGCUUCUGCACGGAUCAGAGCCUUUGGACCGGACGGGGGCCCCGGAGAUCCCGUUGCAGGUCCUAGUGGUGCGAGUGAGCGAAGAGGUGAGUGAAGAGCGAGAGGAGGGGGCGAACCUGACGGCACCGGGUGUUUGCGUACCGGCACCGGAGCUAGAUGAGCAGCCGGUGGUUGGUGGCCUAAGUCGAUUGGUCACGGACAACGUGCCAUCGGCCGAGGGCGAGACGACGCGACCCAGGUCUCGAGUGAAGUCGGCCAUUUCGCAGUUGGAGAUGCUGACCCACAGCCGGUCGCCGGCGGAGCCUAGGACGCCGCCUGGCAAAAGCCGGCGAACCGACUUGGAACCGGUGUUCCUGGAAGAUGAUGAACCUUGGCCUACCCGUCCCGCACGGUUCCUGCGUCGUUCGUCCAAGUCUCCCUCUCCUUCCAAAUCGCCCACCGCGGCUGCAGGCCGUGUCGUCAAAAACCCUUCUGGGACCCCAUCCGAGACACACUUCGUUACAACGAUGACUGCGACUAAGACUGAGGGUGAGGAAGCCCGGCGUCCGCCGAGGGGCCUUGAGAAGGUUUUGUCGAGUGAGGUAUGUGGGAACCUGCAGACGGAGCAUACGAAGGAAAGAGGAAGGGAGGCGAAAGAGACAGGAGUAGGGAAGGACCAAAGGGAGCUGAAGGAGACAGGAAGGGACCUGUUGCCGCAAGUCUCCAGCCUUUUGCCGCAGGUCUCCAGCCUGCCACCUCAUGCUUCCAAAGAGCCUUUGCGCCGGAAGAAAACGACGGAACAAUGCUGCGAGGUCUCGCAGCCUUCUCUUUCCUUUGAGGAUCGGAUCGCCUCCUUCGUGCAGGACCUUCCGUCGGACGAGCAGCCAUGCUUCCCCCAAACUGGCUUCCCCCAAACUGGCUUCCCCCAAGGUGUCUUUCCCCCAUCAUGUUUCCCUCAGCUGGACGCUCUCGGGCAAAUGGACCCUCUUGCGCAGAUGGACCCUCUCGCGCAAAUGGACCCUCUCGCGCAAAUGGACCCUCUUGCGCAGAUGGACACCCUCACGCGAAUUGACGGUCUGCGUCAGCCGCUCGACGGCCAACCCGACUUUCAGUCAGACGACGACAUCGUGUUCAUUCCUCAGAUCUCCUCUGUCGGCGCUGCGAAAACGAACUUCUUUAACCAGGGACCCGACUCCGAGAAUGAACAGCCAAUCGGGAACGUGGCAGCACAAUCGGCUGUUGGUAAUCAGUCACUGCUCGACCCACUGGCAUCCCCGAACUGGUUGCUUCCGAACUCAAUGGUAGAUCGACUGAUGGACGGCACAGUCGCGUCUGGCAUCGGGAACGUUACGGCCCACGAGAUACGACUUCCAUUGGCCGAAAUAGCGUCCUCGCCCUUAGGAAGCCCGCCUUCUGGAAAGCCCUCCCCGCCCUGGGGUGAGCCGUCGGCACCGUUGGUGCCGGAGAACGCGUCCGCGGAACGGCCUACCGUGGAGAGACCUACCGCUGAAGGACCUGCAGAGGACGGAGCCACUGUGGAUGGGCCGGCCGAUGGCGCGUUGGCGAGUCCCCCCGCCCCGUUACCGCAGGAGCCAGUGGCGUUGCGGUCCACGGUGGUUCAAAAACUGUUUAGUUCCACACGUCCGGUAGCGAGCCGGGUAGUGCCGAAUUCGGACCUUGAGAGUUCCAUAGUCAUCGAGCCUGAUCGGAUGGAGCAAUUAUUCACAUCCGAAAGCGAGAUCGUUCCGGUAGAAAUGCUGCCCGGGGAGCUCCGAGUGAAGAGUUCUACCAGCCGGGCUUCUACCCACGACAUAAAGGCGACAAACACUAUUGUAGACGCCUCCAUGUUCUCCCUCGUGCUCUCACUAUUAGCCCCAGCAGCCUGCAGCAAAGGUCGUCAUCAAACCGACGAAUGA